This is a messenger RNA of Trichoderma asperellum CBS 433.97, 207 nucleotides long. The record is from RefSeq and is a predicted model, not a curated record. Lineage: Eukaryota; Fungi; Ascomycota; Sordariomycetes; Hypocreales; Hypocreaceae.
GUGUGGUUGUAUAGCUUGCCGGGAUACCAAGGAGACGUUUAUAGGUUCGAUGGCGACUCGCACUCGUGUAGUACGGUCGGCGAAGACGUCUCUGAUGAUUGUGUGCUGCAUUCUGAGCUCUUUCAUCUCGCAGCAGAUGGCCAGGAUAUACCCCUUACUCCCAACUUUGGCGUUCGAUCGAUCUUGUGUGAAGCUUGGGAGCCAUAA